Penicillium longicatenatum is the source of this 4140-nucleotide messenger RNA. RefSeq names its product glycine--tRNA ligase. The coding region runs from base 1 to 4140 and encodes 1379 amino acids. The transcript is spliced from 4 exons. Gene Ontology annotation, cellular component: cytoplasm; mitochondrion. The record is from RefSeq and is a predicted model, not a curated record. NCBI's taxonomy places the organism in Eukaryota, Fungi, Ascomycota, Eurotiomycetes, Eurotiales, Aspergillaceae. Gene Ontology annotation, molecular function: glycine-tRNA ligase activity; ATP binding; protein binding. Gene Ontology annotation, biological process: mitochondrial glycyl-tRNA aminoacylation.
AUGACUCAAUUGCUGCCGCGACUUUUCCCCCGCUCUGCUUUUUCCCCUCCGUCCCUCCUCAGGACUUUCACAUCAAAGACCGCGCCCCCAAAGUCUUCCAAACGAAACCCCAAGAUGGCUACCGUCGCCACCAAGACCGGCCAGGAUGUCGACCGCAGCAUCCUGGACUCAAUGCUCCGCCGUCGCAUGUUCUACACCCCCUCCUUCGAGAUCUACGGUGGUGUGUCGGGUCUCUACGACUAUGGCCCACCUGGAACCGCCCUGGUCGCCAACAUGACUGACCUGUGGCGCAAGCACUUCGUUCUGGAGGAGGAUAUGCUGGAGGUCGACACCACUAUGCUCACCCCCCACGAAAUUCUCAAGACUAGCGGGCACGUGGACAAGUUCGCCGACUGGAUGUGCAAGGACCCCAAGACUGGCGAGAUUUUCCGUGCGGACCACCUUGUGGAGGAGGUCCUCGAGGCCCGCCUCAAGGGCGACAAGGAGGCUCGUGGCCAGAAGGUUGAGGUCGACGAGGAGAAGGAGGCCAAGAAGAAGAGAAAGAACAAGGGUGAUAAGAAGGCUGUUCAGUUGGACGAUGCUCUCGUCAAGGAGUACGAGGAGUGUCUGGCACAGAUUGAUAACUUUGAUGGCCCCGAGCUUGAGAAGAUCAUCACCAAGUACGAUAUCCGCAACCCCACCACCGAUGGCCCUGUGCUGCCCCCCGUUGCCUUCAACCUCAUGUUCCAGACCUCUAUCGGUCCCAGCAGCAACAUGCCCGGCUACCUGCGUCCCGAGACUGCCCAGGGUCAGUUCCUGAACUUCGCCAAGCUGCUUGAGUUCAACCAGCAGUCCAUGCCCUUCGCCUCUGCCUCCAUUGGCAAGUCCUUCCGUAACGAGAUCUCUCCCCGUGCCGGUCUUUUGCGUGUGCGUGAGUUCCUUAUGGCUGAGAUUGAGCACUACGUCGACCCUGAGGGUGGCAAGAAGCACCCCCGCUUCGUCGAGGUCAAGGACCUUGAGAUGUCCCUGCUUGACCGUAACGUGCAGCUGUCUGGCAGCACCAAGACCACCAAGAUGACCAUCGGCCACGCCGUGGAGACUGGUCUGGUGGACAACGAGACCCUCGGUUAUUUCCUUGGUCGUAUUCAGCUCUUCCUGCUCAAGCUGGGUAUUGACUUCAACAAGCUGCGUUUCCGUCAGCACAUGGCCAACGAGAUGGCCCACUACGCCGCCGACUGCUGGGAUGCUGAGCUCCAGACUAGCUACGGCUGGAUUGAGUGUGUUGGCUGUGCUGACCGCAGUGCUUACGAUUUGACCGUGCACAAGAACAAGACCGGUGCCCCGCUUGUGGUUCGUGCCACCCGCGCUGAGCCUUUGCGCAUCGAGGAGUACCAGAUCGACCUUGAGAAGAAGAAGUUUGGUCCACGCUUCAAGAAGGACGCCAAGGCCGUCGAGUCGGCUAUUGAUGCUCUGUCCCAGGAACUUCGUGAGAAGCUGUCCCUUGACCUGGAGAAGGACGGCAAGAUUGAGAUUGAUGUUGCUGGUGUUGGAUCUGGCAAGGUCGAGCUGGAGAAGGACCUUAUUACUAUUGAGAAGCGCACCCGCGUUGACAAUGUCCGCGAGUACACUCCCAACGUCAUUGAGCCGUCCUUUGGUAUCGGCCGUAUUAUGUACAGCAUGAUCGAGCAUGUUUACUGGUCCCGUGAGGGUGAUGAAGCUCGUGGUGUUCUGUCCUUCCCCCCCGCUAUUGCUCCUACCAAGGUGUUGCUGGUUCCCCUUUCCACCAACCCUGCCUUCAAGCCCCUGACCCAGCGUCUUACUUCCAAGUUGCGCCGUCUUGGUGUCUCCAACCGCGUGGACGACUCAUCCGCUUCCAUCGGUAAGCGUUACGCUCGCAACGACGAACUUGGUACUCCCUUCGGCAUCACUGUCGACUUCCAGUCCGUCAAGGACAACACCUUCACUCUGCGUGACCGUGACUCCACCAAGCAGGUCCGUGCUAGCGAAGACGAGAUCCUGGCUGCCCUCAAGUCCCUCACCGAUGGUGACGAGACCUGGGCUGAUGUGGCCAAGCGGCUGCCCGAGUUCACUGGCCAGGAAAUGGCGCCCACAGUCCACUCUGCCAAAAUCACACUCUCCUGCCCGCUCUUCUCCGUCGAAUUCGACCCACGUAACAACGGUCGUCUACUCGUGGGCGGCGGAGGCGGCGAAGGCCGCAGCGGAUCACUGCUAGAUACCUCGCGUCGGGAUGAGAUCACGGAGGCUGUUGAGCUGAGUUUGUCGCGCGACGAGGACUCGGUGACGUCGUUGGCUGUCGCGCCACAGGCUGACGAUGAUGAACAUUCGCUGGUUGUUCUCGCUGGAAUUAACAGCUCGGUUGCGGAACAGAAGAAGAAUAAUAACCAGCACAUGCGCUCAUUUCGAUUCCACGCGCCGCAGAAAAUUCGCUCUACAUCGAUCGAGGUGGGGGAGGAGGGGGACGAGACCGAGAAUAAAGAGCAGCCCAAGGAGGAAGUGAUUCCUGGGAAAACGGAAUCACUAUCUCGGACAUCUCUGUUCCGCUUUAAGAGCGGAGCUGAUGCGGGCGAUUGCUAUCAACGCGUGUUGAGGCUGUCACCCUGGAGGAAACCCAAGACUGAUGGCGACAAGAUUAGCAGCGACUCCAGAGUCGGUGCGAUUACAACUGGACUUGCAAAAUCAGGUGAAGUUGUCUUCUUCAGCGCGACAGGCUCUCCUACACAGUCAGAUGUGAUUGGUCGUAUCCGCCUCGGCGCCAACGAGGAAGCAGAGGAUGUCGACUUUGCCAGUCUCGAGUUUGAUCCCGAUCAGACGGCCGAUGCUCGUGGCCAGUUCCGUGUAGCAUAUACCAACGGAAUAGAUGUCAUGGUUGGUGAGAUCUCGUCUUCCACUCGUUCCAAUGCCGCCCCAGAUGUUCGAUGCGUUUAUACUAUCCCUCUGCCGAGCAGUGGCGCUCCUACUGCACGCCCCAAGUUCCGUGCCGUGCGCUUCCUCUCUCCCACUGCCAUUCUCCUUUUACAGAAUGCCCCGAAUCGCAGCGGAAGUGAGCUGGUUCUCCUCAAGCUGCCAAAGACCAAAGAUGCGCAAGCGAAGGUGAUCCGUCGCCGCAAGCUUCCUCGAACUGUGAAGAUUGGCCUCGGCCUCGAUGUUUGUGCACUUGGCACCAACCCGGUUGGACAACAACAGACAAUCAUUGCCGCGAGUGGCAGUGAUAACUCUAUCAACUUGUGGACGGUUGAAUAUGGUCCCAACCGUGGCUACGAAAACCUGAAGCCGUACACAACCCUUCGCGAUGUACAUCCUUUCUCCAUGACAAAACUAUGCUUCUCAACCUUCAUCGCUCCCUCCCACCCCAUUACUCCAGAUGUGCCCCCGCAAAGAGUCAAGCUCGCAUCUGUCAGCAUGGGCAACACAGUUGUCGUCCACACCUUCCCACUAUCUCCAUUUCCACCUUCCUCGCGCCAUCCCCGCUACACUUUAUCUCUUCCCGGCCCCUCCGAAACCUGGGAACUCCUCACCUACAUCAUUGUUUGCAUCCUAUCAUUCUGCGCAAUCAUCUUCGCAAUGCUCGUCUACAUGGAAAUCCGUGGCGCAACCCCUCCCUACUUCGGCGCCACCCAGUGGCUAUCCGAUGGGAUCCGCGAAUCCUGGGCCUCCGAGUACAUUGCUCCAGAGCAAGGCAAAGGGUCCUAUUUGGACUACAUCCUUUCUCCAUCCCGUAGCCAGAGUGACAAAACCCACUUUCUUCCAAACCCCAACGCAGAUGUCACUGUUGAUGAAGACGUAUUGGAAAGUCUGAAGGAUAUCCUCGACCGCAUCCACAAAGCAGGCGCUGCUCCAGCUGAUCUGGAGACUCAGGCUCCACAGUCUCUAUCUGUGAUUGUGCGCUGUACCGACCACGGAAAUGCCGAAAAGAGUGUCCUUAUCGAGACAUACUCGUCUGCACACCACCACCAGCUCACUGAAGCCGAGCGCUUGCGUUCCUACGAGGAUAUGAGUGGCUCGGAUCAGGCCGCGUGGAAACGGCGACUCACUGAUGCUGGACGCUGGACCGCUAGUGAGGGUGAGAGUGUGUUGAAGGGUGUGUUGUUCAGCGAGGCCUGUGGUCAGUUGAGGCAGUUUGUAGCUAACGGACUGCCUUAA